Molecule: messenger RNA, 999 nt
Organism: Aureobasidium subglaciale EXF-2481
Lineage: Eukaryota; Fungi; Ascomycota; Dothideomycetes; Dothideales; Saccotheciaceae
Exons: 5
Coding region: 1-999 (332 amino acids)
Source: RefSeq, a predicted model, not a curated record
AUGGCUAUUCUGGACACGCUUCCUGGACUGGAAGUCUCAGUUGUUGUGAACGGCCAAGAUCUUCACGAAUAUCAGGACGCUCACGCAAGAGAUGAAGAAGACACCGUUACCAAGUAUAUUGAGGUUGUUAGUGAUGCAUACUUUGCCAUCAAGGUCACUACCGCAAGAAAACUCAAGCUGCCAGGCAAUAAUCUGUCCAUUCACGUCACGAUCGACGGCGUGUGGGUGUACGGAAUUGAUUUGAGUCGCAUGGACAAAAAUCGCUCUGGCCCGUACAUGAUCGAUAGCGCGGUAGCUGGAAACAGCGUCGGGAAGCUGAAGUUCAGCAAGCUCAACAUUGUCGAGGAGAAAGGUGUGGGUCUGUCCCAAGAUAAAAACAAGGUCCAGAAGCUGGGCUGCAUCGAAGUUGUUGUCACCCACGAAAAUAAGACAAAGACCAAGUCAAAACGUAAGGUGCGUCUUCCAGCACCAGUGGAAGAUAGCGAAGACAACACAGACGACGAAGACCAUGAAGACAACCAGAAAACAGUCUCUGAGAAAGACGUCAAGGGUCAAGGUGUCACUCAUACUUACGGCUUGAGUGAAAAGGUCGACAUCCCUCGUAGCAAGGGCGGCAAGUCUCACACCACCAAAUACGUGGCGGUAAUGGGAGCCAAGAAUCCUGCAGGAACCUUCGGAUUCCAAUACAGAACGAUGGAAUCCCUCAAAGCAUUGAUAAUCGUUCCAAGAACGCCUUCGCCCACUCCUCUCGAAGAUCGUCCCGAGGAACAACUCACCCACGAACAGACCAUGGAACUGCUCCGUCGCUACAAGGCAAAGGAAGCCAGAAACAUUGAGAUCAAGAAAGAAAUAGACAACGACGAUUACAAUUCCCGUGCCCACAAGAGAGUUCGUUCGACCAUCACAUCUACUUACCUGGAGCUCAAUGACGAUGAAACAUUCAUCGAGCUCUCUGCAGUCAACAAGGAAAAGAACAUUCCCAUUGUCGAUCUGGAUUGA